UGAAGGGCAAGGGAUCAGGGCAGGGAAUGAGCGGGAGUGGGGGGUGGGAUCCGGGUCGACAGCUUUGGGGCAGGACCCCCGGCUGCUGUGUCUUCCCCUCGUCCCCUCCCCCCGCUGCUGGGCUCACAGGUCAAGCCCCCUUUCCGAUGGACAGGGUCAUGCAGCUGAGCUGGCUUCUGGUCUUCCUGUCCCUUUGCCUGGGUAUCCUGCCCACCAGGGCAGGAGAAGGAAAGCGAAAGCUCCAGAUCGGAGUCAAAAAGCGGGUGGACCACUGCCCCCUCAAGUCCCGCAAGGGCGAUGUGCUCCACAUCCAUUAUACAGGGAAACUGGAGGACGGCACCGAGUUUGACAGCAGUCUCCACCGUGACCAGGCCUUUGUCUUCUCUUUGGGGACAGGCCAGGUCAUCAAGGGCUGGGACCAGGGGCUCCUCGGGAUGUGUGAGGGGGAGAAGCGGAAGCUGGUGAUCCCUUCAGAACUGGGAUAUGGGGAUCGAGGAGCUCCCCCGAAGAUUCCAGGUAGAGCCACAUUGGUGUUCGAAGUGGAGCUGCUGAAGAUCGAGCGGAGACCUGAGCUCUAGUGGAGGGGUUGGGGAGGGCAAUUGGGAGGGAGGGAGGGAGAGAAGUAAGGAAGGACGUCCUUCUCUCAGGGGACCAGCCUUUGUUUAAAAAAAGU
Messenger RNA from Trichosurus vulpecula (common brushtail), 673 nucleotides. It is a transcript of the gene FKBP2, whose product is annotated as FKBP prolyl isomerase 2. The record is from RefSeq and is a predicted model, not a curated record. Lineage: Eukaryota; Metazoa; Chordata; Mammalia; Diprotodontia; Phalangeridae. Gene Ontology annotation, biological process: protein peptidyl-prolyl isomerization. The transcript has 6 exons. The coding region runs from base 27 to 578 and encodes 183 amino acids. Gene Ontology annotation, molecular function: peptidyl-prolyl cis-trans isomerase activity.